UACGACAGUUAUUUAGUUUAUAAUAUUUUCGCUUAGUAAUUUAUUCAAUAGUAUUUUCUAGUUAGAAUUAGAAGUGUUUAAAGUGUAUUCAUUGCAUGUAAAAUAUAUCGGCAUGCGAUGACGUCACAUCCGGUUUCGCCGCGUCUUGUGGGAAAACACCGGUUUGAAAUUAGCGCGAGGGUGGGGGCUUUCCACGAGGCUCACCUGAGCACAAGCAGUUUUGCAGGCAUGAGAAAUCACAGUGAGAGCAACGCUGUAAGUUAAUAGAUAAUCGAUAUAUUGAACUAAGAUGUUAAUGCUGAUCCUGUUAGAGGUAACGACGGUAGAUAAUGUUUAUGCUUUCGUUAGUUAAAGAGUCGCAGAUAGUUUGCAUGGAAGUGUAUUUAAAGUAGUCAAUGGAGCAGGUAAACUCUCCCUGUAUACUGCACCUUAGUGUAAUGUAGUUAUAGUCACCUUUGCAAGUAUUUACACUUGAAAUGUGAUAUUAAGGAAGGAACAAAUACUGUAUCAAUCUUGUAUUGUUUUAUCAACAGUUUUCACCAUAUGUUAAUGUGAAGAGUGAACAGUAAAUGGUUAAUCUUACUGCGAUCUGGUUUGCAUUGGCUGUGGUUUAUCCGGACGUUAAAUUCGGCGUUUCGUUACACCCGAAGGAGAACGUUACAGUAAGGUUAAAAAUGACAAGGAAUUUGUCUACGGGAAUCUCAAACAGAUCACGUCAGGUUUGCUGUCUCUAUCCAGAUAUUUAAGACGAGGAGCAAGGGAUUCAUUCAACCUUCCUUCCUGCUCAGACUGUGUGGAGGGAUUCAUUUGCUCAUCUGACUGACUGGCACACCCGUUAUUUUACACAAGAGAGAGUCCGUUCAUAUUCUCAGACUGUGGGAAGGGAUUCACUCGGUCAUCUCAACUGAAGGAACAUCAGCGGGUUCACACUGGGCAAGGCCAUUCAUCUGUUUUGUGGGUGAGAAGGGAUUCAGUCACUCUUCCCAGCUGUGGAGACACCAGUCAGUUCACACUGGGCAGAGGCUGGUCAUCUGCUGAAUUUGUGGAGAAGGAUUCAUUCGGUCAUCUGAUCUAAUGGCUCAUCAGCGAGUUCGCACUGGUGAGAGGCCAUUCACCUGCUCGGACUGUGGGAAGGGAUUCAAAUACUCAUCUAAACUGAAGGAACACCAGCGAGUUCACACUGGAGAGAAGCCGUUCAGCUGCUCAGACUGUGGGAAGGGAUUCACUCGGUCAUCCAACCUACUGACACACAGGUCAGUUCACACUGGGGAGAGGCCGUUCACCUGCUCGGACUGUGGGAAGGGAUUCACUUGGUCAUCGGACCUACUGGUACACCAGCGAGUUCACACUGGAGAGAGGCCGUUCACCUGCUCAGACUGCGGGAAGGGAUUCACUUGCUCAUCCCAACUGAAGGUACAUCAGAGAGUUCACACUGGGGAGAGGCCGUUCACCUGCUCAGAUUGUGGGAAGAGAUUCACUCGGUCAUCUGAACUACUGGUACACAAGUCAGUUCACACUGGGGUCAGGCUGUUCACCUGCUCGGACUGCGGGAAAGGAUUCACUCGGUCAUCCACCCUAAUGGCACACCAGCGAUUUCACACCGGGGAGCGGCCAUUCACGUGCUCAGACUGUGGAAAGGGAUUCCCUUGCUCAUCUAACCUGAAGGAGCAUCAGCGAAUUCACACUGGAGAGAGGCCGUUCUCUUGCUUAGACUGUGGGAAGGCAUUCAUUUCGUCAUCUAAACUGAAGGUACAUCAGCGAAUUCACACUGGGGAGAGGCCAUUCACCUGCUCAGACUGCGGGAAGGGAUUCACUCAGUCAUCUGACCUACUGGUACACCAGUCAGUUCACACUGGAGAGAGGCCGUUCACCUGCUCAGACUGCGGGAAGGGAUUCACUCGGUCAUCCAAACUACUGGUACACCAGUGAAUUCACACUGGGGAGAAGCCGUUCAACUGUUCAGUCUGUGGGAUGAGAUUCAGUCAGUCAUCCACCCUACAGAGACAUCUGCGAGUUCACACUGGGGAGAAGUCGUUCACCUGCUCAGUCUGUGGGAGGAGAUUCACUCGGUCGUCCCACCUACUAAGUCAUCAGCGAGUUCACACGGGAGAGACUGUUCACCUGCUGUGAAUGUGGGAAAGAAUUCAUAUGGUCAUCUUGACUACAGAGACACCAGCAAGUUCACACCAGUGGUAGAGUCUGUUCACCUGCUCAGACACUGGGAGGAGUUUCUCUCAGCCUUCUCAAUCAAAUGUGCAUGAUUGAGUUCAGGCUGGGUACAGGCCGUUCACCUGCUGUGAAUGUGGGAAGGGAUUCACUCAGUAACCUAACCUUGUGACACACUACUGGGUUCACACUGGGGAGAAAGUUUCAGUAAGCUUCAUGCUGGAGAUUUGUCCAUCACCAUUGCUGAAUGCAAUUUCUUCUGGAUAUUCACCUUUAAUGGGACUAGAGUUUACAAUCUGGAUCUGGGAAAAAUAAAUCAGUUCA
Molecule: messenger RNA, 2490 nt
Organism: Hypanus sabinus (Atlantic stingray)
Lineage: Eukaryota; Metazoa; Chordata; Chondrichthyes; Myliobatiformes; Dasyatidae
Product: zinc finger protein 551-like
Exons: 2
Coding region: 1075-1929 (284 amino acids)
Biological process (GO): regulation of transcription by RNA polymerase II
Cellular component (GO): chromosome
Molecular function (GO): chromatin insulator sequence binding
Source: RefSeq, a predicted model, not a curated record